Molecule: messenger RNA, 2115 nt
Organism: Aspergillus piperis CBS 112811
Lineage: Eukaryota; Fungi; Ascomycota; Eurotiomycetes; Eurotiales; Aspergillaceae
Product: putative RSC complex subunit Sfh1
Exons: 4
Coding region: 254-1957 (567 amino acids)
Biological process (GO): chromatin remodeling; regulation of transcription by RNA polymerase II
Cellular component (GO): nucleus; RSC-type complex; nuclear chromosome
Molecular function (GO): zinc ion binding; transcription coregulator activity
Source: RefSeq, a predicted model, not a curated record
CACCGUCAAAGAGCAGCUUUGGCUUCAGUUCACCAUCCCCAUUUCGCAGCCUCAAUUCCUGAACCGCGAUUUCCUUCAGCAAUUGUUCGCUUCAGGCGCUUUCUACCCGCGCAGCGAUACCUCGGCCAUAACACUCUGAAAUCAUCGUUUUCAAUCCUCUGCUGUCAGCCCUUUCGUCCAGCGAAUUGUACGCGGCCCUGUUCGCCGACCGACUUGCGCAGUGUCUGAAAGGGACAUGUCCCUGACCAGCUAAAUGGCCAACAUGUCCCCUCUCAGAGGUUACAUCACAUCAUACCCGCCUCGUGUGCGCCAAUAUGGCAAUGCGCUUCUCACCCCGAUCAUCCCACCUAGCCAAGUAGGCCCGACUUCACGGACGACCAAGCGAGGAACCGCCGCCAUCAAUUAUGCGGAAGAUGGUUACGAUGAUGAAGACUUUGAGGACAGCGAGGGACCUCGGCGGCCAACUGGGCUAAGGAGCCUUCGACGGGAGGAGUCAACGUUCGACAAGGUGCCGCUGGCGGAGAAGCUGGGGAAAGAGAUCCACGCCCCUGUUGAGGUCCAAGGGGUUUUUCGCGAUUGGAUGAUCAAGAGGAUGUUGCGACCAGCUUGCGCCGAUCAGCUGCAAAUUCAAGCGCAGCUCCCUCUUACCCUUAUACCUAUCCGAAUUGAUCUGGAGGUCCCAGCGCAUCAACCUUUAGAACCAUUCCCUUUGCCGCGAACAGUCCUCGAUCCCAGUAUCAACCCUACCUUGCCCGCCUACAGACGGCCAGAGGCGCUGCCUGCCUAUCGCAUCAAAGACACGUUCCUUUGGAAUCUUCACGAGGCUCUUGCGACUCCCGAAGAAUUCGCCGUAGGGUUCGUUCGCGAUAUGGAUUUACCGAAUCCACAGGCCAUGACGAUGGCUAUUAGCAACCAGAUCCGUCAACAAUUGGAAGAAUAUGCCGGCGUUGCCCUGCAUCCUUUAUUCCAGAGCGUACAGCCAAAGCCCCCAGCUCCGCAGAUUGGCCUGUCACGAGAUGUAUCUGCUACACCAGUUUCCACCCACGCCGCGACACCUGACAGCAGACCUAACCAGGUAACGGUGACCAAAGAGCCUCUCGUGAACGACAGCAUACUAAACCCGGACGACGCGUAUCGGUGCAUGAUCAACUUGAAUAUCAACUUGCAAAAUAAGCUUUACACGGACAAAUUUGAAUGGUCUCUAUUGCACCCUCCAGGCAUGGCAGAGGAGUUUGCCAGGAUUACGUGCGCGGACCUUGGUCUGGGUGGGGAAUGGGUCGGAGCCAUUGCGCAUGGCAUCUACGAGGCCGCUCUGAGACUCAAAAAAGAAGUAUGCGAAAGUGGUGGACUUAUCAGCGGCAUGGGUGGUUAUGGUAACGAGAUCGACAAUCAAGCCGCCAACGGCGCGGAGGCGGGCUGGCGUUACGAUCCCGAGGGACUGGGCGACGAAUGGGAACCUAAAGUGGAGACACUGUCAAAGGAGGAAAUCGAGAAGCGUGAGGGUGAUCGCGAACGUCAGAUUCGUCGUCUACGUCGAGAGACGGCCAGAUUCUCCUCCACUGCGGGCAUAACGCCCGACGCCUCCCGACAGGGCAGUGGGUACUUUGACGUCGACAGUGAAACGCCGCUAGGAAGAGGCGAACGGAGCAAACGAAAGAGACGAUUCCGCAGUCUGAGUCCCUCGGGGAGAGGAGGAACCCCUGGAGGACGAGGGACUCCGGACACUGGUUCAGGAGCUGGCUAUGGUGGAGGUGGCGGUACACUUGCCGACUGGGAGCGUCAAACUUGGAGAUGCACCAACUGUAUGGUCUGGGGUACGGCCGUUUGGGCCGUACGAGAUGGCCCGGCAGGCCCAAGAACUCUCUGCCACAACUGUGGUCUAUUGUACGAACGAGACAAGGUGGCCCCCGAGUGGUCCAGAGAUCUACACCGUCACGAUAUGCCCAUCGGCCGGUAGUAGACUUGGUGGAUUGCAUAAGCGUAGAUGUUUCUCUUUGACCCCCGGCUCUACGCUCUGUACCUAUACGGCAGAAGUGAGAUCGAUCCCUCUCCCUGCUACGAUACCUCAAGCAGGGGUCAGAGCCAGAGUCUGAUUCCAUGUUGUUUUCUUUCUCU